AUGUUCACGCAUGCGUACGAACGCAUGUCAGUGCAAGAUGACCUGCGCCUUUGUAUCCGGUCGCGGGUACCAGGCAUCGAUCAACGCCGCUACAACGCACCGACCGCAGAUGAGGUUGGCGGCGUGUUCGUGUGCGAUGAUUCCACCGGAGCCCGGGAUUUUUCGCGGGAUAUUGUGCUGCAGCAUCGUGCCACGGGAUCUUUGCAGGCCGUGUUCGAAACUAACCAGUUGGUAGACGCGCUGCAAUACCCGAUCCUGUUUCCGCGGGGUGAAGCCGGUUGGACGCACAGUAUGCCAAAGGUGCAACGCCGAGCAAGACAGCAGCAGCCAGCAGCAGUAGCAGCAGCAGCCGGAAUCCAUGCCGAUGAUGGUGCUGGCAUGUUCGAAGAGCAUGAUCCUGAGGCGCAGUCGGAGCGUUCGUCGAAUCAAAUCACGCCACGUGAAUAUGCCGCGUAUCGUUUAGCCUGGCGGGAGAACGACGAAACGUUACUGCAUCGUGGCGGGCGGCUGUUCCAGCAGUACUGUGUCGACCUGUACUGCAAGAUGGAGAUACAGCGUUUGAAGUAUCUGCGAGAACAUCAGGCACAGCUUCGCACCGAGGCGUACGCGGGCUUUAUGGAUCUGGCUGGCGCUGAAGGAACGAUCGCGGAUCUGCAGCCGAACAAUAUGCCUGUGGAAGUACCACAACCGUCGAACCUCUCGCGUACGGGUACGCGUGUCAUCCUUGGACCGUCAUUCGUCGGUAGCAACCGCUACAUGCAGGCGCAAUAUCAGGACGCGAUGGCCAUUGUCCGAGCGUUGGGGAAGCCGGACCUGUUCGUAACCGUCACAUGCAACCCGAAAUGGCCGGAAAUAACAGGAAGCCUACUCCCGGGACAGCGGGCCCCGGAUCGACCCGAUGUUACCGUGCGUGUUUUCCGGCUCAAACUGAAAGCCAUCCUGAAGGACCUAAGCAUGGGAGUGCUCGGUCUUGAGGUGGCUCGCAUUCAUGUGAUCGAGUUUCAGAAACGUGGCCUACCCCACGCUCACCUGCUCAUGGUUCUCGCCGAGGAAGACAAACCGCAGACGCCCGAGAGCUACGAUCGGUUCGUAUCGGCCGAGCUGCCCGAUCCGGUAACGUGCCCGCAGCUGUACCAUACGGUGCAGUCAUGCAUGAUACAUGGACCGUGCGGGGCUGCCAACCCCACCGCACCUUGCAUGAAGGACGGGAAAUGCUCGAAGCGGUUCCCGAAGCCAUUCUCCGACCAGACGCACAGCACGGAAAAUGGCUAUCCACAGUACCGUCGCCGAAACAGUGGGCGCAGUGUGACGGUGCAAGGAACCGAACUGGACAACCGGUACGUCGUGCCCUACAAUCCAUGGUUGACGCACAAGUACAACUGCCACAUCAACAUCGAGGUGUGUACUUCAAUCAGCAGCGUCAAAUAUUUGUACAAAUACGUGUACAAGGGGCACGACCGGCUCAGCGUUUCCCUGGCGGUAGGCGGCGACGAGAUUCAGCAGCACAUCGACGCGCGCUACCUGUCACCGACGGACAGCUGCUGGCGGAUUAUGCGAUUCGAGUUGCAGGCGAAAACGCACACCGUCGUCACGCUGCCUAUCCACCUGGAAAACCAGCAGAACGUUUUCUUCCGGGCAAAUGAAAACGUUUCGAGUGUGUUGAACCGCGGUAAACACACUAUGCUGACACGGUUCUUCCAGCUUGCGGCACACGACAGCUUUGCCCGAGCGCUGUUGUACCACGACGUGCCGAUCUACUACCGGUACGGUAAACCAGCGGCGGGUCAGCGACAAUCGUGGCAGGAACCGGGAACAGUCCACUGGAUCCGUCGCGUACGUACCGGACACAAAACAGUGAUCGGCCGGAUGGUGUCCUGUGGCAUGCAGCUGAUGGAACGCUACUGCUUGCGGCUGCUGCUUUGCUACCGGAAGGGUCCAACAUCGUACGAGGAUCUGCGAACCGUCAACGGUACAGUGUGCGAAACGUUCCAGCAAGCCGCCAUCCAGGAAGGGUUGCUGCAGGAUGACUCUGAGUGGGAUCGUGCUCUCCGGGAAGCGGCCUCCUAUCGUAUGGCCGCCCAGUUGCGCCAUUUCUUCGCGCUCAUCCUCGCGUCCGGGAUGCCCCAAAACCCGCGCAGUUUGUGGGACAGCUAUGCGGUCGAGCUGUGUGAAGAUUUUCACCGCCACAAUCGCGACCGGUACACGCCGGAAGUGUCCGAUUUGAACCUGCUGCUGCGUGACAUCGAACACUUCCGUGCGCUGAGCGCGAUCGAUCGCUACCUGCGUGGGACGACACCAGCGACGGAUUUGGCCAGCUUCCCGGGAAUGCCGCAGCUUGCCGAGUAUGAACACGUUCAGGCACACCUCACGGACGAUGACGAUGUGAACGAGUUCAUCACUGCUGAGCGAGCAUAUCCGGUCACGGAGCUUGAUGCUACGCUUGGAACGUUACACCAGCUCAACGACGAACAGCGCAUGGUGUACGAAACGGUAACGGCGGCAAUCGAUCGACAAUUGGCGGCAACCGACGACGCAGGCAGCGAUGGUGACCAACGGUUUUUCUUCCUGGACGGCCCCGGCGGAACGGGUAAAUCUUUUGUGCUGGAAAAGAUUUUAGCGUACACCCGUCGCCGAUCAGGAAUUGCGCUUGCGACCGCAGCAAGUGGCAUAGCAGCACUGUUGCUAACAGGAGGGAAAACUGUACACUCGACGUUUAAGUUGCCACUCGACUUAAACGAAAACUCCACCUGCAGCAUCCCGAUCCAGUCGAAACGGGCCGAGCUAAUUCGUCAGGCAACGCUGAUCGUGUGGGAUGAGGCGUCGAUGAGUAGUCGGUACGCGCUCGAAGCAGUCGAUCGAACCCUGCAGGACGUGACGGGCGUGCAGCGUGCUUUCGGCGGCAAGGUGGUGCUGCUGUCCGGUGACUUUCGGCAAAUUUUGCCGAUCGUACCGAAGGGCACGGAUGCACAAAUUGUUAAUGAAAGCAUCAAGAAGAGCACGCUAUGGCCCCUGUGCCGGUCGCUACGGUUGCGCGUCAACAUGCGGGUACGCACGGCACCAAAUGCUACUCGAGCCAGCGAGCUGCAGCAUUUCGCCAACUUUCUGCUGCGUAUCGGUGAAGGACGGCACGAUACGUUUGCAGGGCUGGACCGUUCGUUCGCGAAGCUGCCGCUGGACAUGGUAGUGCCCCGUUCGGCGAAUCCGGCACACGACAUUAACGCCCUGAUCGCUCAGAUCUACCCGGACAUCGCACGAUACUAUCGGGACCCGACCUUCUUUUCGGAUCGCGCGAUUUUGUCGCCGCUGAACGUUGAUGUGACCAGCGUGAACAACGUGGUACUAGACCGAAUACCUGAGCCUGAACAGGAGUAUCGUUCGGUCGAUACGUUGGUCAACCCGGAGGAACACGAACAUCUGCAGCUUCCUUCGGAGUACCUGAACACGCUCAACGUCAGUGGGAUUCCCGUGCACCGGUUGCGGCUGAAGCGAUUUUCGCCGGUCCUUUUAUUGCGCAACCUCAAUUCCGAUAUGGGGUUGUGUAAUGGUACGCGUCUCCAGAUUGUGGACCUAAAACGGAACUGUUUGCGAGCCAAAAUACUGACGGGCAAGCGGCGAGGUGAGGACGUGCUGCUGCCUCGCAUCUACUGUGACAGCAACGAUAAAGGGCACCCGUUCCAGAUCCGCCGUAAACAGUUUCCGGUGCAACUGUGCUUUGCGAUGACCAUCAACAAGUCGCAAGGGCAAUCACUGCACCAUUUAGGUCUCUAUCUGCCGCAGGAUGUUUUCGCCCAUGGCCAGCUGUACGUCGCGCUAUCGCGUGUAACAUCACGGGCGAACAUAGCUGUGCUAAUCCCGAACCCGGAACGUACCGACGAGGAAGGUGUCUCCACGAAAAAUAUUGUGUACCGUGAGGUCGUCGACAGUUGA
Messenger RNA from Anopheles moucheti, 3927 nucleotides. RefSeq lists its product as uncharacterized. Gene Ontology annotation, biological process: DNA repair; telomere maintenance. The transcript has a single exon. Lineage: Eukaryota; Metazoa; Arthropoda; Insecta; Diptera; Culicidae. Bases 1 to 3927 code for a protein of 1308 amino acids. Gene Ontology annotation, molecular function: DNA helicase activity. The record is from RefSeq and is a predicted model, not a curated record.